Dicentrarchus labrax (European seabass) is the source of this 858-nucleotide messenger RNA. RefSeq lists its product as uncharacterized. The transcript has 4 exons. The record is from RefSeq and is a predicted model, not a curated record. Bases 43 to 762 code for a protein of 239 amino acids. NCBI's taxonomy places the organism in Eukaryota, Metazoa, Chordata, Actinopteri, Moronidae.
UAUCCUACUGGAGAAUCUGAGAAGAGUCUUGAGAGUGUGAGAAUGGAGCUUCUUUCAGAUGUUAAGAAGAAGAACAACAGGGAAGCAGUAAGGAUGAAAAUGGAAAAGACAUUUGCAUAUAGGAGACAGGAAGUGGUUCGCGACACACCAAUGAUAAGAGACUUCCAGACGAGAUGGCCAGCACUUUUUGAAGUAGGCGAGAUAAAUGCUGAAUUCAAACGGAUCACAACAAUGCCCCUGCAGUCCAGAUUUCUAUCGCAAUUAGAUGUUCACUCCGAGAAACUGCUCAAAAUGUUUAAAAACAGAGGAGGACAGAUUGGCAGACGCCUAGGGGGCAUCAUUGCACCCAUGGAUGAAGAUGAUGACGUGGAUCUGGGAAGAGAAUGUGUCAUAAAGGCACUCUGCGUUUACCUGAACGAGGACCCAGAGAAUCUAUUGAGAGAGUAUGUGGCAGCAGAUGAAUCCCUCCUCCAGGAAUCCAUUGAGGAAACCACUAUGGGUAUAUACGUCUGGAAACACAGAGAUGACAGUGAAAAACCAGAGGACAUUGGCAUUGUCCUCGAGUCCCAGAUUGUGAUGCAGGAUAUGGACAGUGUUCCCUUAGCUGCUGCCAUGUUGUUUGGCCUAAUAUAUUCUUUGAACUUAAACUACCCUGCUGAACUCAAGUAUACCUUUGAAGUGCUGCAGAAGGUGGUCAUGGAGCUUGAAGGCAAUGCACUGUCCAAAAAAGCCCAAGUCCUGAAGAACAGACUUUAUCAGUGAACUGGCUAUCCAGGCUCUCGAGCUUGAUUUCUUAAGACAUACAUUAUGUCACCUACCUCUUCCAGUUGUUGGACUUUUCUUUUGGGCGGGUAGGAG